Molecule: messenger RNA, 1692 nt
Organism: Esox lucius (northern pike)
Lineage: Eukaryota; Metazoa; Chordata; Actinopteri; Esociformes; Esocidae
Product: complement C1q-like protein 2
Exons: 3
Coding region: 184-951 (255 amino acids)
Molecular function (GO): protein binding
Source: RefSeq, a predicted model, not a curated record
AGUAUGUUUAUUGUGGAACGUGCAGAUUGUAUUGACUAUUACUGAUAAACAGGUUUAUGAUACUAUUAUGAUGCACAUACUUACUGUACCAAGGUUAUUUCCUUAUGGGAGGUGGGUAUAAAGCCCUGAUCUGAACAAACCAUCAGAAAAGAAAUACAGCACAGACAAAUCACCAAGACUGCUAUGAUCCCGCAAUUUUCCUCCAGAUUCAUCCAGCGUACUGUAACAAUGAAGACCGUCGCAGUUUUGUUAGCCUUAGUUGUCUGUCAACAGUCACUUGCUUUGGUUCAGGACACACAGCAGCUGGAUUCCCAGGGAGAAGAGAGCAAAAUCAUAGAGGUUUCUGCUGAUGAACAGGAACCAGUGGCUGGAGAUGGUCAAAACAGUGGCCAGAAAGACAUUCACAAGGUGCUAAGAGAGAUGAGCGCUAUGAUGGCGGAACUGAUAGUUGAGAUAAGACACACAAAGGAAGAGCUGAAAGCUAUGGAGGACAGGCUGAGAACCAGUGAGAACAAGGUGAAGGAAAUGAAAACAAGCCUUCAAGUUCAACAGGUGGCUUUUGCAGCCUCCAUCAGUAAUGUGGGCAACAUUGGUCCCUUCAACAUUGAAACCACUCUGAUCUACAAGAAGGUCUACAUAAACAUUGGAAGGGCUUACAACCCAACAACAGGAAUCUUUUCAGCACCAGUGAAAGGAGCCUACUACUUCAGCUUUUCAGGCCAUAAUCACUCAUCUAGAUCCAUGGGCCUUCAGCUGAUGAAGAACGGAGAACAGAUGAUCACAGUGUUCAACCAUGCCUCUGGAAACCGCCAUGAGACCGCAACCAAUGGGAUCUCUCUGCAGCUAAAUGCAGGAGAACAUGUUUACAUGCAGCUCAGAGCCAAUACGUGGAUCUUCGACAACGGCAAUGACCACAGCACUUUCAUUGGCCACUUGUUGUUUCCUCUGUGAGGAGAAAGAUGCUGAUUGGUCCAACCGUGUGAUAUUUGGUAGGGUAGUUCUGUAACCAAAUGUUUUGUUCGUAUAAGUGAAUCACUGGGCGGAUAUUCAUUAUGCAUAAACAACCCAGAGUAAAAAAAGAAACUAUACAAUAGCUGACCAGUACCUACGUUCAGUUACAUUUUCCUGAGUGGCCUGUGCAGUGCACUGUCCCACUUCUCUCGGUCAUCUGUCAAUGCAGGGCCGUUGAGAUGAGAUGACUGUAUACAGCUUCAGUGCAGCGUUUGGUCUGGCGCGUAGUCGUCCAUACUGCAGCAACUGUGUGAUGCCAUUUCAUCAGCAUGUCCCAAAAUCCGUGUGGAAUGCUUCUGAUACCUUGUCAAAUCUAUGUCGUGCGGUAUCCGUGCUGUUCUGGAGGGGUCAGAUCUGCUGCAACUGUAUUAAACUGUGUAAGGACGUCUAAGGAAGGGCUAACAAUCCAACCCCAGAUUAGCCCUGUUAUGAGUCACUAAAAGAUAACGUGCUUUAAAUGAAGUUCAAUCAAGGGGUCCAAACCCUUUGAAUCAAUAAGAUUUCUCAACAGAUUUCUGUGACAAAUAUCACAUACAUCUAUACGUAUUGUGAUUAUGAAAUGAAGAAACAUUUUCAUUGUUUAAAAGACUGUAGGUGUUGGGUGAAUAACCUCUUUAACUCAGUUCUGUGGGCAAUUGUGUUUAUUAUGGUGGAUUAACAUUAUCACGAUCAUUAAAAGCA